AUGAGGUGUGAGGAGAAACAACUACUGCGAAUUUUGCCUCUUGGGAAAACUGGUAGUGGGAAAAGCGAAACUGGAAACACCAUUUUAAAUGGUAAAUUCUUUGUCACCAAAUGUCAGUCCAUUUCUGUGACUAAGAAAUCUCUCUGUAUAACUGCAACCGUCCAAGGUAGAGUCAUCAAAUACAUUGACACACUUGGAGUUUUGGACACGUUUCUAUCUAAGGAAGAGCUGGAGAAGGAGAUAGUGAAGUCUAUCAUCAGAUCUCCUCCAGGGCCUCAUGCCAUCUUAAUUAUUCUCAAAGUUGAGACGUACACAACUCACGAGAUCGAGAUUGUGAGACAAAUCAGAAGCCUAUUCGGGGAAGGUGCCUUGAAUUAUGCAGUUGUCCUCUUCACUCAUGGUGAUAAUCUGGAUAAAGGUCAGACCAUUGAGGAAUUUGCAAAUCAGAAUCCAGAGUUAAAACAGUUGGUGGAUAAGUGUGGAGGUCGUUGCCAUGUUAUUGAUAACAGAUACUGGAAUCAUCAGAAAAGAGGAUACAGGAGCAACAGAGUUCAGGUUGAGAAUCUGCUGAACACCAUAGACAAGAUGGUGGAAGAGAACGGAGGAAGAUGCUACACUAAUAACAUGCUUCAGUGUAUGGACGUGUACAUAAACAAUACAAUAGAGGAGAUUAGACAAGAAUCAGAUGGCAGAUUGACAGAAGAGCAGAUCAGUGAUGAAGCCGAAGAAAGAACAUAUACAUGGGUAAUGUCACUUAAACCAUACCACGGAGCAAUCGAGUGGCUACGAGGUUACUUAGGAUCUGUUUGUCCUUGUUUUAAAGAGCUUUCUUAUGUCCCACUUCAUGCAAAAACAAACUAG
Messenger RNA from Misgurnus anguillicaudatus (oriental weatherfish), 861 nucleotides. The record is from RefSeq and is a predicted model, not a curated record. NCBI's taxonomy places the organism in Eukaryota, Metazoa, Chordata, Actinopteri, Cypriniformes, Cobitidae.